UGACCGCGUUUGCCCAGGAUUUUCUUUUCUGGGAUUUUUUCUCUUUUUAUUUGAUUCACGAAAAUAAAUCCAAAUUAAUUCCUCGAAUUGUCUAUUUUGGUCAACUAGGAUCAAAUUUGAAAUACAAAUAUGAAAUCUCGUUCAAGGAACAAGAAGAAGCAACAAAUGUCAUCUUCAAGAUCAGACGUGGACCUGGAUCCAGCAUCGGAUGAAGAUGCUGGUCCUUCUGAAAUGGAUGAAGAACUUCAACAAAAAGUUGUUCUCCAGCAACAGAUGUUGGCCCUUCAACAGCAUCAGCAGCAAGCUGCAGCAGCAGCGGCUGUAGCAGCCGUCAUGUCCCAGCAAGGACCACCACAACCACCAUUACCACAACCUCCACCGCCUCCACCCUCCGGCCCCAACGCAUCACCUGCUGGUUCUGCUGCCGGAGGAGAAUACCUUCAAUUGAUGGAGAAAGUUCAACAGCAGCAGCAAUUAUUGGAGGCUGAGAAACAGCAACAGAUGUUAAUAAAACAGCAACAAAGGAUGAUUCUAGAUCAGCACCAGGCAGAUGAAGCAGAGAUGAUGCGCCAACAACAACUGGCUAUCAUACAACAACAACAAGAGGCUGCACAGAAAGAAGAGCAACAAAAAUUCAUGCAUCACCAAAUGCAAUCAGCUCAAAUGAUGCCUAUUCCACCUCCACCACCCCCUCAAAGUUCAGAAAAUCAGCUCCCCCCUCCACAGUUUGUGACCCAGGCUAGUGGUCCACCUCCGCCACCGCCUCCACCGCCACCACCAACGUCGGGAUUGCAGCCACCAGGUCCUCCACAGAGCAUGGCACCACCACCACCUCCUCCCCCUUCCCUUCAGAGUAUUCCUCCACCUCCACAAGGCAUUCCUCCUCCUCCGCCCCCACAAGGUAUCCCACCCCCACAUCAGGGAGUCCCUCCUCCUCAAGGAAUGCCACCGCAACCUCAGGGCAUGCCACCUCCGCCUCCACCUCAGAUAGCGGCCACCAUGACCAACCAGCCUCCGCCCCAGCAACAGAAUAUUCCCCCGCCUCCACCACCAUCACUACAACCGCCUAUGUCUUUAAUGACCAGUCAGCCGAAUGUACCGAUAGUUUCUUCUACGUCCACCUCGGGCAAUUCAAGCAGUGCAAAUAUGAUUGCAGGUCAGUCUAACAUGGGAACUCACACUACGACAGCAAUAGAUACAAAAUCUCAGACUUCUGAACGACAGCAGAAAGAGAUAAAAUUGCCCCAGGCUUUGGAAAAGAUUCUCGCUUUUAUGGAUGUACGUGCUCAGGAAAUAGGUGCAGUAUCAGAAGAUAUGGAUAAAACUGAAGUACCAGAAAAUCAAAUCAGAAUCGCUGAUGCUGAAGAAGAGGAUGAUGAGGAAGUUACAAGUAUAUCUGUUACAAGUGCAACUCUAAAUGAUGCUGAUGAGGAAGAUGACGAUAUAAAAAGUCAAGAUAAGGCAAAAGAGAACAGGAUAAGAAAGAAGAAGAAGAAAAAGAAGAAUAAGAAGAAACAUCCAGAAUUCAUGCAAGAUGCAAAUGACUUAAAGAAAAAACCUGCUAAAGAUGAUGAAAAUGAUCGCAGUGUGGAAAUAGAGUAUGUACAAGAACAGUUAGAUAUUGGCCACUUUGAUGUUAACUACCAUGUUUUUGCAAAGAUAUUUGAGAAUUUCAAGAUUGCAGAUCCUGAAAAACCAAAAGAUUUCCAAAGACCAGAAGAAAGAAGAGAAGAGGAAAAAAAACCUGAAGAAGUCCCUAUAAAGGCUCGAGGACUCAUUAUAGAUGAUGAUGAAGACUUAGUGGCUGACGACGAGGUACCAAAGUUAUCAAAGAAGAAGUUGAAGAAACUCACUCGCUUGAGUAUUGCACAAUUAAAACAGCUUGUGUCAAGACCUGAUGUAGUGGAGAUGCAUGAUGCCACAGCUCAGGAUCCAAGACUGCUUGUACAACUCAAAGCUACCAGGAAUACGGUUCCAGUCCCACGUCAUUGGUGUUUUAAAAGUAAAUACCUGCAAGGAAAGAGAGGUAUUGAAAAGCCACCUUUUGAACUACCAGAUUUUAUCAAAGCUACUGGAAUUAUGGAAAUGAGAGCUGCUCUGGCUGAAAAGGAAGACCAGAAAACCUUGAAAGCAAAGAUGCGUGAGAAAGUGCGUCCUAAACUUGGCAAGAUUGAUAUUGAUUACCAAAAACUCCAUGAUGCCUUCUUCCGAUGGCAAACCAAACCCAAAUUGACCAUUCAUGGGGAUCUUUAUUACGAGGGUAAAGAAUUUGAGACACGUCUAAAAGAGAAAAAACCUGGUAAUCUAUCUGAUGAACUGAGAACAGCCCUAGGCAUGCCAGUUGGUCCAAAUUCAGAGAAAGUUCCCCCGCCGUGGUUGAUCGCUAUGCAACGAUAUGGACCUCCUCCAUCCUACCCAAAUCUCAAGAUCCCUGGCUUGAAUGCACCAAUCCCAGAAUCAUGUUCAUUCGGUUAUCAUGCUGGCGGUUGGGGUAAACCUCCUGUUGACGAAUCAGGCAAGCCAUUGUAUGGUGAUGUUUUUGGUACCCAAAGUGGAGAAUUCCAGACUAUAGUUUCUGAAGAAGAAAUUGAUAAGACUCAUUGGGGUGAAUUGGAAUCAGAGUCAGAAUGUGAAGAGUCAGAAGAAGAGUCUUCCGAAGAAGAAUUAGACACAACAGGGCUUAUAACCCCUGGUGCCGAGGGAUUAGUUACACCGAGUGGAAUAACGUCAGUUCCGAUGGGAGUGGAAACACCUGACAUGAUAGAACUGAGGAAGAAGCGUAUAGAAGAUGCAAUUGACCAAGGUGGUGACACACCAGCUCUUUAUACAAUUCUGCCGGAGAAGAAAACCAAUGUUGGAGCAAAUAUGAUGGGUUCGGCUCAUAUAUAUGAUAUGUCUGCUGUAACUGGAAUGCCGACUCAGAAACGGUUUGGUGAAAAGGGAGGAACUGAGGCAAUUGAAGUGGCUUUGAAUCCUGAAGAAUUGGAUAUGGACAGUGCAGCAAUGCAAGCCAAGUAUGAGCAAACCAUGCGUGAACAACAGUCUCAGUUGGAGAAGGAAGAUUUGACAGACAUGGUUGCUGAACAUGCUGCCAAACAAAGGAAACGGAAGCGGCAGCAACAAGACAGUGGAAAAGCCAAGAAAUAUAAAGAAUUUAAGUUCUAGGUGUUUGACGGAAAUCGCCUGUGUAUUUUUUAUGUCCAUCAUUUCCCCAUUAUAUUUUUGUUAUUGUAUACAAAUAAAUGUGAUGAGAAUAUUA
Octopus sinensis (East Asian common octopus) is the source of this 3259-nucleotide messenger RNA. Its product is annotated as splicing factor 3B subunit 2. Bases 130 to 3165 code for a protein of 1011 amino acids. The transcript is spliced from 22 exons. Gene Ontology annotation, cellular component: precatalytic spliceosome; U2 snRNP; U12-type spliceosomal complex. Gene Ontology annotation, biological process: mRNA splicing, via spliceosome. NCBI's taxonomy places the organism in Eukaryota, Metazoa, Mollusca, Cephalopoda, Octopoda, Octopodidae. The record is from RefSeq and is a predicted model, not a curated record.